This is a messenger RNA of Ricinus communis (castor bean), 2682 nucleotides long. RefSeq names its product subtilisin-like protease SBT3. Gene Ontology annotation, biological process: proteolysis. The transcript has a single exon. Gene Ontology annotation, molecular function: serine-type endopeptidase activity. The coding region runs from base 248 to 2548 and encodes 766 amino acids. Lineage: Eukaryota; Viridiplantae; Streptophyta; Magnoliopsida; Malpighiales; Euphorbiaceae. The record is from RefSeq and is a predicted model, not a curated record.
UCCUUGGAUCCUAAUUACAUUUUAUAUUCAGUUUUAAUGCCUUGUGCAUUCAACUGAGAUUUUCUUACUGAUACCUAUGUACAUGUUCUUAGCAUGUCAAUUUUUUAUUUUCGCUUUUGAGUUUAUACAUUCGCAUUUGCAUUAUAGUUUAUGCAGCGAAGACGCCUCUAUAUAAAGACAAAAGAAAUCAACCUUCAUGCACAAACCAAAAUCUUUUGACUGAUAGAAAAAGAAAAAAAAAAAAAAGAUGAAAAUUCUUUCCUUCCUCCUGUUUUUUGCAUGGCAUGUCUUCUUCAUUCUUUCUGCUACCUCAACUUCAGUAGAGAGAGCCACAUAUAUUGUCCACAUGGACAAGUCUCUUAUGCCAAAAAUCUUUACUACCCAUCAGGACUGGUACACCUCAACCCUGAUUUCACUCCAAUCUACAAACCUCACCUUCUCAAACAAUGAUCUUAAACUCUCCCCAUCAUUUAUUUACUCUUAUGAUAACGUUGCUCAUGGUUUUAGUGCUGUUUUAUCUCCUGAAGAGCUACAAGCUCUUAGAAAUUAUCCAGGAUUUGUUUCUGCUUACAAAGACAAGAUGGUCACAGUGGAUACUACUCACACUCAUGAAUUCCUUUCCCUCAAUCCAUUCACCGGCCUAUGGCCUGCUUCCAGUUUUGGUGAAAAUGUUAUAAUUGGAGUCAUUGAUAGUGGGGUCUGGCCAGAAAGUGAGAGCUACAAAGAUGAUGGUAUGACUGCAAUACCUUCAAGAUGGAAGGGAGUUUGUGAAGAAGGAGAUGAGUUCAAUUCCUCCAUGUGCAAUUCAAAGCUUAUUGGAGCUAGAUAUUUUAACAAAGGUGUCAAAGCUGCAAAUCCUGGAAUUGAAAUCACUAUGAAUUCUCCAAGAGACUUUUAUGGGCAUGGGACUCAUACUUCCUCCACAGCUGCAGGUAACUAUGUUAAAGAUGCAUCAUUCUUUGGUUAUGCUGCUGGAACAGCUAGAGGUAUGGCACCACGAGCUAGAAUAGCCAUGUACAAGGUCUUGUGGGAAGAAGGUGAUGGUCGCUAUGCAUCUGAUGUUCUUGCAGGCAUAGACCAAGCUAUUGCUGAUGGUGUUGAUGUGAUAUCUAUUUCCAUGGGAUUUGAUAAUGUCCCGCUUUAUGAGGACCCGAUAGCAAUAGCCUCAUUUGCAGCAAUGGAGAAGGGUGUGAUCGUCUCAUCUUCAGCAGGAAACGAUUUUGAACUUGGAAGCCUGCAUAAUGGGAUUCCAUGGCUUUUAACAGUUGCUGCUGGCACGAUUGAUCGCUCUUUUGCUGGGACUUUAACUCUUGGCAAUGGCCAAACCAUCAUCGGACGGACUCUGUUCCCAGCUAAUGCCUUGGUUGAUAAUUUGCCACUGGUUUAUAACAAGACCUUUUCCGCUUGCAACUCUACUAAAUUAUUAUCUAAAGCUCCUCCUGCUGUCAUCUUGUGCGACGAUACUGGGAAUGUUUUUAGCCAAAAGGAAGCUGUUGCAGCCUCAUCAAAUGUGGCUGCUGCUGUUUUCAUUUCAGAUUCUCAGCUGAUUUUUGAGUUGGGUGAAGUAUAUAGUCCUGCAGUUGUGAUUAGCCCCAAUGAUGCAGCGGUUGUCAUCAAGUAUGCCACAACCGAUAAGAACCCCUCUGCUAGCAUGAAGUUCCAGCAAACCAUUCUUGGCACAAAGCCUGCUCCUGCUGCAGCUAUUUAUACUUCAAGAGGUCCUUCUUCGAGCUGUCCCGGAAUCCUGAAACCAGAUAUAAUGGCGCCUGGGUCACAAGUUUUGGCCUCUUGGAUUCCAAAUGGAGUAGCAGCUCAAAUCGGAUUGAAUGUGUUCUUACCAAGUAACUUCGGAAUUGAUUCUGGAACAUCAAUGGCGUGUCCUCAUGCUUCUGGUGUAGCUGCACUCCUGAAAGGUGCACACACAGACUGGAGUCCAGCUGCUAUACGGUCUGCCAUGAUUACCACAGCGAACCCAUUGGAUAACACUCAAAAUCCAAUCAGAGACAAUGGAGAUGACAAGCUUGGAUAUGCAUCUCCUUUAGCCAUGGGAGCUGGCCAAAUUGAUCCUAAUCGAGCACUAAAUCCAGGUCUGAUUUAUGAUGCCACACCGCAAGACUAUGUCAAUCUUCUGUGCUCCAUGAAUUACACAAAGAAACAAAUUCUAACCAUCACAAGAUCAAACAGCUACAAUUGUACAAGCUCUUCUUCUGGUCUCAACUAUCCAUCAUUUAUUGCUCUGUAUGACAACAAAACAUCAGCAGGUGUAACCUUAACCCGAAAAUUUCGAAGGACUGUAACAAAUGUAGGAGAAGGUGCUGCAAUUUAUAAUGCUAAGGUGAUUGCACCAUUGGGUGCCACUGUCACCGUCUGGCCCGAGACUUUGGUUUUUGGAAAGAAACAUGACAAGCAGAGCUAUAGGCUUACAAUAUAUUAUGGGGCGGAUAAGAAAGGAAAGGUGUCGUUUGGUUCCAUCGUUUGGACAGAAGAGAAUGGAGUUCAUACAGUCAGGAGUCCUAUUGCAAUUUCACCUCUUGUGGCCUUUGAUUGAGUUGUGGUUGUGGUUGUUGGUGUUAGAGAUAAUGUUAACGUUUGAUAAGUUAUGAAAUGAUAUCUGCUAUAAAAUGAGUGAAAUCUUUACGAAUAAAGACUGGUAAAAGUGAAGGGUGAACUUUAUAUGAUUAA